Scleropages formosus (Asian bonytongue) is the source of this 2719-nucleotide messenger RNA. It is a transcript of the gene ska3, whose product is annotated as spindle and kinetochore associated complex subunit 3. Gene Ontology annotation, cellular component: spindle microtubule; outer kinetochore; kinetochore. Gene Ontology annotation, biological process: mitotic cell cycle; chromosome segregation. Bases 727 to 2628 code for a protein of 633 amino acids. Lineage: Eukaryota; Metazoa; Chordata; Actinopteri; Osteoglossiformes; Osteoglossidae. The transcript is spliced from 12 exons. The record is from RefSeq and is a predicted model, not a curated record.
AUAAUUCUUAAAAUAUUAUCUGAUUAUUUAUAUCGGUUUCCAUGCUGUAAAUUUAGUGUUUAGUCAGAGAUUGUCGGUGUCCCUUUAGAAGUAAUUAUACUGUGAAACAAUUUAUGAUCCUUAUUGUAGUUUAGCAUUUAAAGAGAAACUUUAACUUUGGCGUGGGCCUUGAUUUUCUUUCUAAAAACACGAUUUUUUCAAAUGCAUUCGAACAGGUGUGCAUUUCGUUCGCUUCUUCCUUUCACAUCACUGUGUGUGUAUUAAUCUUGUGACCACAAAUGAAAUAGAGCCAGUGGCGCUCAGACAUGCAAACAUUUCGGCACUUCUUAACUCCAAAUAAAACUUUUUUGUAUUUCACUGAAACAAACAUGAUUCAUUCACAAUUACAACAAUAAUUACAUUUCUGUUAGGGUUACGAGGAAAGCAUCUUAUCUAUCUGUGUGUGAAAUUCACAUUUACUUAUGUCUUGAACAUACUGUACACUCAAAAAAAAUAAAUGUGUUGCGGUUUCUUGUUCUAUAACACAAAAGGUUAAUAAAUAGUCUGUAUCCGUCCGAAACUAAAGCCGGGAAAGGAAGAGAGAUUUAAAAUUAAAAAAAAAAAGAAAAAAAAAAGGAACCGGAAGAAAAACACCGGAAGGGGAGGAGCCUUGGAGUCCAAAACGGAACUCGCGCCAAAUUGCGAAGUGUUCAAAUCGUUGGCAGGCAGCAGCUGUCGGCGGGCAGGAUGAACGCGUCGGACCGCUUCUUCGCGAAGCUGCGCAGCCUGGCCCUGACCCUGGAGAGCGAAACCGUUCAGCUCCAACAGACACAGAAAAACCCGGGUGAUGGUGGCACCCAGGGGGCCUUGAAGGUUUUGUGUGAACUUCACACUGAAGUCAGGGACCUGAAGGGGAAGGUACAGGAGGAGCUGGCGUGCUGGACAGCGGAGGAGAAGGAGACGAGGGCAUUCAUCCGCGCUUGUCUGGUACUGAAGCAGCGAACGACAGAGGAUCUGCGCAGGAUCCAGAGGCACUACGAGAAAUAUGGCUACAGACCCCUGGACAGCACCGUUAAGCCCACUGAGGCCAAAGGUCCUGAGAAGGACCCCAGGGCCCUAGUGGUGGAACAAGAUGGAGAUGGAGGAGUGCAAGAGCAGGAGGGUAAGGAAGGACAAGACGCAAAGGAGGCUGAUGCACUUCAACAGCCAGCCAGCUGCAGGACCCCUGUGGCGCCCCCUCCCCCUACGCCCGACACCAUGCGCACCCCCCGCCUCUCUGACUUUGGCCUGUCUGGAUUCCAACCCAUGGAGUCUGUGGGAGCUCUCUCCGCGGGGUUUCGCCCGACCAUCGCUAUUGAGACACCACCCCUCCUCGACCCACCCAAAAUGCCCAAAACGCCAAAGUGCGUCCUGCAGAUGGACGAGGACGCCCCCACACCUCGUCUGGAGGACUUUGGCAUCUCCGAGUACACCACGUGCUUCAACAACGACUUCACCAUGGAGCUGCUGCGCAAGCAGCCUGCCAAGGCCUGGAGUGACUCGUGUGUUUUGUACAGGGACACUGCAGCACCCGCCGAUGCGGGACCUGAUCAGAAACCGGCCAACUGCUCCACUGCAGCCACAACGGCCCCGCCAGGCCACAGCCAGGAGGCCCUUGAGCUGCACUCUGUCAAGCUGCCAGAUUUUUGUACCCCGGUGUCAAAGGUCAACCAGAAGCAGACCCCCCAUUCCCCUCCUGAUGACUUGCUCGGCUCUGCUCUGCAGCUCUCACCCGAGCUGCCUGUGUUUGAGACGCCAUAUGUCAGCAAGCUCAUGAGUACUGUGAAGUCCACUAAGAUGGCAAGUUCGGACUCUGCUGCUACUGAUGAAGUGAAGACCCAUCCCCCCAGUGGAGAUGCAGAACAUGACAAGACCUCGUUGUGUGACCUCCCCAGCAUGGCAGCCAGGCCUGUACCAAGGGAAGAGUCCACACCUGAGAUGCCAGUUUUGGAGACUUUCAUCACCAGCUCUGUGGCUCCUGGGAAUGAGAAUGUCAGCAGCAGAGUGGCUAUGUUCGUGGAGAACGAGCCCCAGCUCCCUGACCUGCAGAGUCAUCCCGAGGAGUGGGACCUCUUGUCCCCGCCGCCACAAUCCAGCCAAACCCUGCACCUUCCGGCUCCCGACACGCCACAGAUGCCUGAUGUCAGUCUGUUCACUCAGGACAUCAUCAAACUCCUGUCUCAGUCAAACACACGGACUCCUGCCAUGGUUCCGCCUAGUCCCAAAUCCACAGUCCUGCGGUCACCCACAGCUGCCAGCGGAAAGGAAAACAGGUCACAAGUUCUCGCCCCCGUGUCAGAGGAUGAGUUUGCGGCUCUGCCAGGAUACCUGCGCCAGAUGCCCCUGAGCAGCAUGAACCAGGCCAUCGGGAAGAUCAACCGUGCUGUGAUGGAUAAGCACUGCACAGGUGCGAGGGAGACUCCCUCCUUCAUGAUGGAGGAGCUUAAGAGGAUCACAAGCACUGGGGUCAAGGCCCACUUAUACAUCCUGUGUCUCACAGAGCUUGGGAGGCUGCAGCAAGUGCAGGAGGAAAGUUCUGGUCUUGUGUUCAGGGUCCUCGGCCAGGUUCAAGGCAGAGACAAGAAUGCUACCUUAAGGACACCCUGCUGAGUAUAUGAGGGUCCUCAGUGUGGGUUGCACCACUGCAAUUUUGGUCUUGCAUUUCCUGAAAAAUGUACAUAAUCCUAUUACUAAAAUAGAA